AUGGGAGCCUCUAAAUAUCCGCUGCUGUCUAAGGAUGGAGACAUAACUAUUGGAGCACUUUUUUCAAUUUACAGUAAAGAAACAUUAUCUUCAUUUGAGUUUACAGAAAAACCUCGGCUUCUAUCAUGCUCCAGUGUGAAUCUAAGAGAUUUUCGGAUGGCUCAAAUCAUGAUUUUCGCAAUUGAGGAGAUUAACAGAAGUGAAAUAUUGCUCCCGAAUGUUUCAGUUGGCUACAGAAUCUUUGACACCUGUGGAUCAAGACUGUCUUCUAUGAAUGCAACUAUGGCAUUGUUGAAUGGUCAGGAGUUUGCAUCAGAAGACAGAUGCAAUGGACAGCCUCCUAUACAUGCUAUUAUAGGGGAGUCAGAGUCCUCUGCCACAGUGAUUUUGGCCAGGACCACAAGACCUUUCAAAAUUCCAGUGAUAAGUCACUCAGCCACAUGUGAGUGUCUCAGUAACAGGAGAGAUUACCCUUCAUUUUUCAGGACUAUUGCUAGUGAUUAUCACCAGAGCAGAGCACUUGCAUACAUAGUCAAACACUUUGGCUGGACUUGGGUUGGAGCUGUGAACACUGACAAUGACUAUGGAAACAAUGGAAUGGCCAUAUUUCUGAAUACAGCGCAGGAGGAGGGGAUUUGUGUAGAGUACUCUGUGAAAUUUUACAGAACAGAGCCUGAAAAACUCCUAAAAGUGGGAGUUGAGAAUUCCUCUCAAUAUAUAUUAAACUGCAGCAGUUAUCAGGAUCUACUUAUGCUGAAAAAUUAUAAUGAAGAUGUGCCUGAACAUAGAUAUUCAAGUAAUGUCUAUAAAGCAGUGUAUGCUGUGGCUUAUGCACUUCACAGUCUGCUGAAAUGCAAAGGACAGGAAGGUUGUGAAAAAGGCCUGACAAUAAAGCCACAGCAGGUGGUUGAAGCUCUGAGAAAUGUGAAUUUUACAGUAAAAUUUGGUGAUAAUGUGUGGUUUGACAGCAGUGGUGGUGCUGUAGCCCAGUAUGAAGUUGUGAACUGGCAGCAGGACUCAAAUGGAUCAAUCCAGUUUAAAGCAGUGGGUUACUAUGAUGCCUCACUGCCCCCUGACCAGCGCUUUGUACUUAACACUGAAAACAUAAUCUGGGCUGGAGGACAGCUGGAGAGGCCCAAGUCUGUGUGCAGUGAGAGUUGUCCGCCAGGCACUAGGAAGGCUGCACAGAAAGGAAGACCUGUCUGCUGUUAUGACUGUAUUACAUGUGCAGAUGGAGAAAUCAGUAAUGAGACAGAUUCAAAUAACUGCCAGCAGUGUCCAGGGGAAUACUGGUCUAAUACUGAGAACACUGAAUGUGUGUUAAAGGCUGUAGAGUUUCUGUCAUUCACAGAAGUUAUGGGUAUAGUGUUAGUCUUUUUCUCUCUGUUUGGAGUAGGAAUAACUUUACUGGUGGCCAUCCUGUUUUACAGUAAGAAGGACACUCCCAUAGUAAAAGCCAACAACUCAGAGCUGAGCUUCUUGUUGCUCUUCUCAUUGACUUUGUGUUUUCUCUGUUCACUAACUUUUAUUGGUCGCCCCACUGUGUGGUCCUGUAUGUUGCGUCACACAGCAUUUGGGAUCACUUUUGUCCUCUGUAUCUCCUGUGUUCUGGGGAAAACAAUAGUGGUGUUAAUGGCAUUCAAAGCCACACUUCCAGGAAGUAAUAUCAUGAAAUGGUUUGGGCCUGCACAACAGAGACUCAGUGUUCUUGCCUUUACACUUAUACAAGUUCUUAUCUGUGUGCUUUGGCUAAAAAUAUCUCCUCCUUUCCCAUAUAAAAAUAUGAAAUAUUAUAAAGAGAAGAUCAUUCUUGAAUGCAGUUUGGGUUCUACUGUUGGUUUCUCUGCUGUGUUGGGUUAUAUUGGCCUACUGGCUCUCCUCUGCUUCAUUUUGGCCUUUCUGGCUCGAACGCUGCCUGAUAACUUCAAUGAAGCUAAAUUCAUCACAUUCAGUAUGCUUAUAUUCUGUGCUGUAUGGAUCACAUUUAUCCCAUCUUAUGUCAGUUCACCUGGAAAAUUUACUGUAGCUGUGGAGAUAUUUGCUAUUUUAGCAUCAAGCUUUGGUUUACUAUUCUGCAUAUUUGCACCUAAAUGUUACAUCAUCCUGUUUAAGCCUGAACAAAAUACAAAACAACAUGUCAUGGGAAAAACACAAACUAAGAAAUAA
Messenger RNA from Paramisgurnus dabryanus, 2166 nucleotides. NCBI's taxonomy places the organism in Eukaryota, Metazoa, Chordata, Actinopteri, Cypriniformes, Cobitidae. The record is from RefSeq and is a predicted model, not a curated record.